UUGUAAACAGUUUUUCUUUUUACCGGCAUUUCCUAUUUCUUAGAGCGAACACGAUCCUCUUGGACGCCGUGGAGAAUGUUGAUUGGAAAGUCGUUCGUUUGUUAUAGUAAGAUAGACAAAGAUCCUGUCUCCGUGUUAUUGGAAUUCAAAGGGAGACCUGAUACACUACUCUUUGAGAGUGGGGCAAUCGCUGAGCUGUGUAAGUAACAAAUUUUUUUUAUGCGAUCUUUUCCCCUGUUUCCGGAAAGAAUGACGUUAUGGCUAUUUUGUUUUUCAAAGAAAAUCGGCACCUGACAUGUAUCUCCACUAGCACUAUUCUAAAACUCUUUCUCGUUCGCGUUCUGACGUUCCUUUUAAUUGAUCAAACCAACUUAAAUUAAAUUGUUUCGAUCGAAUGCAUCUGAUGAUAUUUGCAUAGCGCAGACAAUUAACAACUGUCUGUCCUUUAUAUGGAACCAAGGAGUGAUCGUUAGCAGGCGUGGGUUUAACCUUUAUUUAUAUAGGGUCUGGCAAAGCAAAUCUAAAUAUCCGAAUGCCUAUAAAGGGAUCUUGAAGUAAUGUGAGGCCAUGCAGCGAUUAAAAGAAUUUUGAGUGAGGCAGUGAUGGGUGAAAAAUUCUCAAAAGAAAUAUGCGAGAAAUAAUUUUAAAUGAAAGAAUAGUUCUAUCACUUUUAAUUCAUGUAAUGCAACAACAUCAAGUGUUCACAGUCUUUGAAAACUUUGCUGUUCUGUGAAUUAACUUAGUAUUUUCUACUGAGGAAUCAAGGCCUGAAAAUUGGCUAGUUAUGUAGCUGUUUCUCAUAUGCCACCUUUUUGUUCUCACCACAUUCUGACUUGAUAUGUUCAAAUGUUUGCUUGAGUAAGCUGCCCUCCAAUUCUCAAACAUCCAUCACUGCUCAGGAGAGUCUAGAUAAAGUCACUGAUUGGUGUGGCUUGUGGCUUUUAAGAGCAAAUGCUGACAAAUGCAAGUCCAUGAAGUUCACCAGGGCUAGAGCUCCCUCUCCGUGCAACUACACUAUUAAUAGCUAGCUACUUACCCAGGUGUCUACACACAAACAUCUUGGGGUGGUUCUUUCCAAUGAUUUAUCUUGGAAACCCCAUUUACUGUCUGUUGUUGCAAGAUUGAACAGAUUAUUGGGCUUACUCAAGGGGACAUUUGGAUCUCACUCUAAGGCUCUUUUCACUGGUUAUAAAGCCAUGAUCUGUCCAAUACUCGAGUACGCCUGUCAAGUGUGGAAUCCUCACCAAACAUAUUUGUUUGAAAAACUUGAAUGUGUACAAAGGAAUGUUAUUGAAAUCCUUGAAACUACUGAUGCUAGUUCAACACAGAGAGUUUCUUAGUUUGGUUUAGCUUUUUAAGUUCAUUAGAGGACACUACUCUGUAAACACUAAUGAUUACAUAACCUUCAGUAACAGGCAAUCAAGAGAAAGUCAUCAGUCUAAACUCUAUAAACCAUUUUGCUGUACAGAUAUUUUUAAGUAUUCUUUUUGGCACAGAUAUAUCGACACAUGGAACAGUUUACCAUCAUCAGUAGUUGAAUUUGACCUAAUGAAUACUUUUAAGAAAGCUCUAAAAUCAACAUUAUUUAACUAGGCCUAUAAGUACAAAAUUAAGUUAUUCUAUACAUUAUACAUCAUUUAAUUAUUCAUCAUUUCAACAGAAUUUUUAUCUUAUAUAUGUCUUCUUUACUUAGAUUUUAUAUUUAUAUAGAUAUAUGCUUGUAUGUAAAAUGUUUCAGUGUGUAUAAUUAUGUAUAUUUCAUAGUACUAAAUAUUUAUAUCUGGGAUAUAGUUUGCAAUGAGGAUAAGUUCCUUCCCUCUAUAACCCUUUUUUAAUAAUAAUAUAUUAUAUAUAUUAUUACUAUUUACAUAAAGUUGUUAUAAAGAUAUGUGAUCUUUAGUGAACAGAUGCAGAGUAUCAUGGAAUGUUUUAGUGUGCAGAGCAGAUGUAAUUUUGGCAAGCAAGUGCUCAGUAUUUUCUUAAUGGAAAUUAUAAUAAUGAUAAUAAUAGUUUAUUAAAAUACACACAAUGGCAUAAAAACUAUGAAUUACAGUGUGCCUACAUGAUACAAGAAAUAAAGUUACAUUUGUUUUGAAGGGACUGGGAUUACAGGCUAUUUAUAAAUUAUUUACAAUUCGGAUAUGGGUAAAAUACUAUUAUAAAAAAUAACCAGACUCCUAUUGAUUAGUUGAUUUUUGCCAUUGCUGGGAAAAAACUAGAACCAAAGCGUUUUGGUUUAUACUGAAAACAGCUAGAACUGCUACUGUUCCUAAUAUGGUGAGAGUGGCAUUUGGAUCGCACGGGAGGGAGGAGACAAUGCAGCUGGCAGGCUGGGUUAUUUUUGAUAUUUUACCACACUUUGAGACACAGAUGGGCGCGUUUAUGCUCUAAACUGGUAAUGUUGGCUUGCGCAAGGGCCUGUUGAUAGUGGAGGUCAGGAUAUACAAUUCGCAGAGCCCUCUUCUAGAUAGCUUCUAGCUGGUCAAUGAGGAAGCGAGGAAGGCAGGUAGCCCAGACAACGGAAGAGUAUUCUAGGACAGAGCAAACCAAGGCGCUAUAGAUGGUGACAAGGUCCACUGGAGGGACCCCAGUGCGCUUCAAGACCCUAAGAAUGUGCAGUUGCUUGGACGCUUUGGAGAAGAUGUCGUUGGUAUUAUCAUUCCACCUCAGGGUGUCACACAGGGUCAGACCGAGAACUUUGUAAGAUGAAACUGUCUAUAGAGGUAAAUUAUUGAUAGAGAACAUUGGGGGAACGGGUUUGUUUUUGAGUGGACAGAUGGUCAUGAUCUUACAUUUUUACAUUUAGAUUCAUGUUGUUCUGCUGGGCCCAUUGUGAAAUGCAGUCGAUGUCGUUCUACAGAGAUGACACCUCCCCCAAACUGGAGACCUCGGAUAUUGUUAUGUCAUCAAUGUACUUCCAGUGGCUCGAGGGGGGGGAGUGAGUAGUCAGGUUGUUGAUCGUUAUCAGAAAAAGGAUUGGACCCAAUUUGGUGCCCUGGGGGCCACCAGCAUGUACGGGCAUCCACUCUGAGAUGGAGUUCAAGAGCUUAACAGCCUGGCGGCGGCUACUGAGGAAGCUACAAAUCCAACUAAUCAACCAGCCUCUAACACCUAGAUGGAUUAGCUUGGUCACCAAGAUGGUAAUCAAAUGCUUUGCUUUGAAAGCACACAUAGAGGAACUUGCCAGGGCAGUCAAGGGAUGACAGCCAAUUGUGCAGCAUGUCCAAUAGGCAGUAGGUUGUAGAAGUAACUUUAAGGCUGCCAAACUGUUGAGGAUCAAUAUGAUGUUUAAUGUCAUCUAUCAGCCACUCAACAAAGAAAUCUUCAAGCACCUUAGAGAGCACUGAAGUCAAGGAGAUAGGUCGCAAGUCCCUGUCACCCGUAACUGGUUUGACCUUUGGGAUGGAUGUUAGGUUUCCACCAUUCUGGAAACACGCCAGAUGACACUGAGCGAUUGAAGAUCACAGUUACUGGUUCAGCAAGCUCGGGUGCAAAUUUUUUGAGGAGGUGUGGGGGAAUGCCAUCUGGCCCUGUGGCUUUGUAGGCACUAAGACCAAGUAGCUUACGACAUACAGCUGAGGUGGUUAUAGUUGGUGGUUGGUCUGGUGGUGGCAAGAAAUCAGGAAGGGCGGUGGUUUCAAGUGGUUGGAUGUCAGAUGUAACAGAUAUUGCUGCCAUCUUUAAUUUUAAUGGCAGUGGAAGGCUGGGGAGAUAAAAGAAAUUUGUACCAAGGGAGCAGUCCAUAGCCAGAAAUAACUAGAGGGAUGGGGGUGCGGGAGUGAAGAUUAUGCUUGUACAAGGUCAUUGUUAUUUUGCAAAACUCUGUUUGCCCUUGAAUGGAGUUCCCAAUUGGUGUGGUUAAGCUGUCAAUCACAAGCCAAAUGCGUCAUUCAGACAUUAUACUCUGGUAGGAGAAAGAAAUUGUUGAUGGUGAAUUUGUUAGUUUUGAUUCUGUUUUUGAGGAAGCACUUAAGUGUCUCUAAGAAUUUGGUAUGUCUCACACAUUAAUUGGAACAAAAAGAAGCAAUCCCUACACUGAUUUUAGGAAAGGAUCUACCUGCUCUAUUGCCAACUGGCUUUGAAAAAAGCCUGAUAUUUCAGGUAUUGGUUUAUAUGAAAGAAAUAAUGAUGGGGAAACCUUUGAGUGUUGUUGUCAUUUGUCAGCUUCAAAGUAUUGUUUAUGAUCAAAUGGCAAAAGCAUCUUCAGAAAAUCAUCAAAUAGAUAAUGACAGCUAUACUCAAGGAUUGUUGUUUAGAAAAUAUAGAGCACAGCAGAUAUAUCAGCUCAUAUUUAUGACUGCGGAGGAGGUUUUGUCAAAGCCAUUUCUUUUCUGGCUGAAGAAACUGCCUCACCAUUUCACUCAUUGGCUCUUUCUGUGUUUUUUUUUUGUAGGAAGACAGUGCCUCCAGUUUUUUUAUUUAACUCAUUUUGAUUGGUUACAUACUAAUUUCUGGAAUACAGUGGUGCACAACUAAUCAGGGGGUGUUUGCUUUUCAGGCAGGUGUCUUUUUGCCAUUCCCCGCCCCCUACCCCCACUGUCCACUUUAACUUCAAAUCAAACAUGGCCAGUUUGAUAAACAAUUGCAAACUUAUAAUGUUGGCUCACCCUAAUGAGAUGCCUGAUCUACAAUUUUCAUGACAUUUCUGUUUGUUCACAGCACAAUGGGAAACAGAGAGUAUCAAGAAAGGAUAUUCAAAGGUUUUUGAUGCUUAUGGCUGUCUGGGAGUACUCAAAAUUAAUCUGGGUAAGUCAUUUUAUUAAUUUUGUAAGUAAUUUGUUUAUUUUAGUUCUUUGUGCUCCUCAUGCUGUAUUGUAUAAUAGUUAAACUGCCACUCUGUACUUUAAUUCCUGACAUUUCACUCACUUUUGGUCAUUUGAUCUUCAAUAGUAUCUUUCAGAGAUACAAUUUGGGAAAUGUAAGUCAGAGCAAGUUUAUGAAUGGCCUCAAAAGUUAACAAUAAAAUUUUAAAAACUAUUCAGUAUGCUAGGGGUAACUAGUGUAGGGCUCUUAGCAAUGGUGUAAUAUGACAAAAUUUACUUCCUUUGAAUACAAGGCGUGCAGCAGAGUUCUGGGCUCUUUGCAGUUUCUGAAUCUUAUACGCUGGUAAGCCAUAGAACAAGGCAGCUGGAAAUAAAGGCAUGUACCUGAGUUUCCGUACAUUCUUUGCUUAGAUAUUUCCUUAUCGUCCUGAUAGAGUACAAAUAAUAGAAUGCUGCAGAGCUUGUUUUCAUUAUGUGAUCACCCACUGAUAGGUUAGAAUCUAACCACACACAGAUUCCGAAUGGUAAAUUGUAGAGCAAUGAUAGAUUAUCCAGUAAUUAAGGCAGUAGUUAUGGCUGCAUCAAUUGUGACUUUAGCAAGUUGCCGUCUGGUGUUGAUCAAAAGAAGUUCUGUUUUGGUAUCAUCAUGAGCAAUUUGUCUUUAUAAAUCGAUUGCCUGAUGUCUUGAAUGCAAUGUUCAAUAGAAGCAACUGCAUCAGCCUGGGCAGAGUGUGCCAUGGGAUCAGAUGAGAUGUUUAACUGUGAGUCUUUGGCAAUAAUAAUGAACAGUUGGGAGGUGCUUUUCCACGACAUUGAACAGUGCGCUUGCAUAAACUGUAAAGAGAAGUGAGCCAAGGCAUGAACCUUGAGGAACACCAUGCCACAGGUCAAACUCAUCAGAUACAGCCCUCUGCACUGAGACUCACUGGGAGCAGCCAGACAAAUAAGAUCAGAACCAGUCGAGGGCAGUGCCAUUCAAACCAAGUUGAUGAUAAUUUGUUAAGGAGAAUGCUGUGAUCAAUAAUAUAGAAAGCAGCACUGUGAUAAAGCAAUACAUCAUCAUUCAUUUUUUUCACAUGAAGUAAGUCUCAGGGAAGAAGAGCUGUUCCACCACUAGUACGAUCAGUGCAGGGAUGGUCACAAAGCUUGUAAUUUGUCAGAGGCAACUCAUUUCUUACUGCAUCAUCAUUUACAUUCAGCCAAGUCUCUGUGAUUGCAAGCAGGUCAAUUUUAUGUUCACAAACGAAGUUGAAAAUGUCAGCUGAUUUAUUUGUCACAGAUUGAGUGUUCAUUAAGCAGAAUGACAAUGGGUGUUUAAAAUCCUUAACCAUAGGCAAGCAAUUCAUCACAAUGAGGUUGGAUGAGUUUUUUGAUCACAUAGAUGGAGGUGUUUUUUCGAAUACCAUUUGAACAGAAUGUAGAUAAAUUAUCAUUGUUCUCAGGACAAGGAUUGAGCUUAAAUACUUAUUUGUCCACAAGAAAACAAUGGAAUGUCGCUGUUAAAUUUAAGUAAUAUGCACACAUUAUUUUAUGGCAUUUGAUCUUGACAUUCUGAUCCCAAAAAUAUGACAAAAAGUUCUUGUUAAUGCAGAAGGUUCCAUUAUUAAUGACAAUCCUAUUGUUGCUGGUGUUCCAAGUCGGCAGGAGAACCAAUGAGAAAUCAUUAACAAAAUAGGUUCUAUUGUGAGUAUUCUGGUCUGUAAAAUUUGCAUCUCCAACUGCAUUUGUCCAAGAGAGAAUUGCCCCAACAAAAAAUAUCUGAUUUUCUGAAGUAGAUGGAGACUUUGAAACAAGCACAACUGUCAAGGAUGGACCCCAGGCAACCAGGUGUGAUCCGCAGAAAACAAUUCAUCAUUACUGCAACCACAGCGAAGAAACCAAAUGAAAAAGACCAAGCUCAAAACUAUGGCGUGGCACAAUCAUGAACAUAUUUGAAAUUGUGCCUUUAGAGGGAGCAAGUGUAAUAAGAACUUUGAUGGCGAUAUAAAAAUGAUCACUGGCUUGAGGAAAUUUUCUGAAUCUUAGUCAUGAAUAUCCGCUAAUUAUUAAUUAUUUCUGACCAAGGCCUCCUGGAUCAAGUCAUCUCAUUGAGGAUAUUUUUUUCUUGUAGGUGAACAGGAGAGAAGUUUGUUUCUUGUUCUUGUUACUGGCUGUACAUCAGUAGGAAAGAUAAAUGACAAUGAAAUAUUUCGUAUCAAUGCCACUCAGUUGAUUCCAUUGCAAGAUGGUCAAGAUGAGGAGAUUCUUGCUGAACUACGCAAGUUUUUAAACUCUGGAACAUUUUAUUUCUCUGUUUGUUCUGGAGAUCAGCAACCAUUGGAUUUGACAUUGUGUGCACAGAGAAGAUAUGAGAGCUGUGAACCUGAUAACAGGUUUUUCUGGUAAGUGCCACCCAGUAAUUUUUAUUGUAAAGAUAGUAUUUUAUAGAGGGAACCUCUUGACCUGCCUAGACUUUUGGUAAGCAGUGCUACAUACAGCAUCACACUGCCAUUGCAGCGUUUAUUUAGGGGUGACGCUUGUUAACUUUUUUGUCCCAAGUGAGGCACUUAUCUAAAGGAGGCCCUUAUUUAGGGGGCAGUGCUUAUUUGAUUAAAUUCAACAUUUUUGGUGGUACUUCUUCUGGACAAGAUGCUUUUCCGUGGCAAGUUAUUUCCAGGCAUCGUCAGCCUUCCUGACCAUGUUGGGGUAAUCACUUGCCCUUCUUGAUGCUAAGAGGAACUAUGAAAGUAGUGUCUUAUGAAAGAACACAGUGCAAUGACCUGGGAGGUCUUGAACACAGACCUUCCAAUGCUAAGCCCAGGUCAAUAACCAUUAGGCCACUACAUCUCCCAUUGUGUUGAGUCUAGUGUAAUCCUCUUUUUUCUGUUACUGAGUAGGAAUCGCUGCUUACACAUUCACCUACAGAGGUUUGGAAUUGACUGUUCACAAUGGCUGUUACGGGUUAUGUGUGGUGCAGUGGAAAUACGAACUGUGUAUGCUGGAAAAACUCAAGCUAAAGCUUGUAUCAUGUCUAGACUGAGUUCUGAGAGAGCAGGAACAAGGUUUUAUGUCAGAGGCACAAAUGAUGAUGGGCAUGUGGCUAAUUUUGUAGAAACUGAACAGGUACUGACUGGAUCAUCUGUGUCCCUUGCUCCUAUGAUGGAAUUUUAUGGUACACAAUGUCAUGCCAAUUCUCUUUUCUGAGGUGUGAUAAUACUGUCUUUAAGUCCCAAGACAGUUAAAUCAUUUAACAGAUAGAUUCUAUGUUAAGUUGUCUCUGUUCUGUAAUAGAUCACAGAUGAUGUCAAAAUGCGAUAAGAAAAAAACUAGUGGCAUGCAAGGUGCAAUCAAUUGAGUGUCCUAUUACUGAACACAUGUAUGACUUAUAAAUUAAAGAAGCCAAAGUUGAUUAUUUUGUAUAUCUUUGUCCUCUUAUGAUCAUAAAAAGAACCCAAUCAAAACGUAUGCAGUAUUUAGAAAUAUCAUAGAAAAUAGCAACUAACAAUGAUUAUUGACUUGGGUUAAUUUUGACCUAGUUUCCUUACUAAUACCAUUUCUGCAUGUCAUAACAGUUCAUUGUGCUUGAGGACAUGACAACAUCUUUUGUCCAAACUCGAGGUUCAGUACCAGUCUUUUGGGAGCAGCCUGGUUUGCAGGUAUUAUCACCAAACACUGAUAGCAGUUGCUUUCAUUUUGAACAAAACAAUUAAAGAAAUGGAAAUCAAAAGUAAAAUUGUAAAAGACACUUAUUGUGGUUGUCACAAUUUUUCACUAAAACAGUGUUUCAGCAAUUAUUACAAAUUAUAAAGGACUUUAAACCAAGGUCUUGUGAAAUUAAAGAUAAAUGGCAAUAUAAUUUAAUUUCCUUUGAUUUACGGAUUCUUGUGUUUUCACAAUUUUCAGGGUUUUAGUAGUAAUAUGUAAUAAUUUAUUUAUUGUCAACAACGUGGGAAGUGGUCGCACAAUCAUCUGAGCAAUGAGGCUCGUGUACGAAACGCUUGACAACAAAACAAAAAGAAUAAGUUAGGGAAAAUAGGUAAAAAUAUAGCAUAAAAUAUGUAAGAUAAUAUAUAGAAUAUGUGAGGAUCCUAAUAGAGUAUAUAGAUGUAUCAGACUAUGAAAAGAAUAUAAGAAUAAAAAUGAUCAAUCAAAUUCCUAGGCAGGAGUGACACAAGUGCCCUUUAAAAUUAGUGUGACUUAAUUUCCUGCAAAAUUUCAGAGAUAGAAUUGCUUCGUUAGAUUGAGUUAUUCAAUUUUCUUUGGUAAUGAGAGGCAAUGUAGAUACAUUAGUUAUGUAAAAGAGAGCUAUUAUAUGAUACUUGCUCUACAUUAACACAAUUAUUUCAUAAGUUAUAUCCAGUGGUUCUUGGUGUGAAAAAAAAGAAAUGUAUUGUGGGGUUUUCAUUGAUGAAUGUAGAACUAAGCAAGAUAAUAUGUAUCGACCAUUGAACCACAAAAGGUGAUGUUAUAACAGUAUAUUUAUUUGUAUUUCAUAAGGUUGGUUCUCACAAAGUCAAACUUUCCAGAGGGUUUGAAGCAUCUUCACCUGCUUUUGACAGGUUAGAUAAAAACGCUCCAAAAAAGUGUUACAUUAGUUCAAUAAAGAGAGACUGUGAUUUGGUUGGUCACAAGCACGGAACAAAGAAGAAAUACGAAUUUCCCAAGAGGAAUACAACCUUAGACCUCAGUUAACAUGCAGCAGUCUUGUACAGAAAUUUCAAUGAUAACAGAAGCAAGGUAAAGUCUUUAAAGUCUCAUAAAGAUUUCUGUACAAGAGACUUAACCUAGCUACUAUCAUUAUUAAGAUUUCUGUGCCAGGGAGUUUACCUUGCUACUGUCUGUUAUGAUAACAGUAGCAAGGUAACAAUCUUCCAAAUGAUCGGUCAUAAGGCAGUGAACAUUCCAGACAUAUUUCAGGGUUUUAUGGUUUUCUGAGCGUGAUAUCGGGGUACUAACAUUUUAGAAUUGUCCAGAAAGCCGUUUUAUCAUCAUCAAAUUUAGAAGUGUGAGGAAGAAAUAAAUUCUAAUAUUUCACUUAGAUAUCCUUAUACCAUGCAUAAUGAUAUAAAUGUAGUCUCUUUACUCUGAAUUGACAAUCAAGGUUUUAACCGCUUUUUUGUUCAUUUGUUACAGACAUUUGACAAGCCUGAAGAAUCUUUAUGGUCAACAGUUGCUUGUGAACUUGCUUGGUACAAAAGAAGGUGAAAACACACUUAGCAGUGCAUAUCAGGUACAAAUCCUACCUAGUUGUUAUUCCUCUCAUACGGAGGUUGGAUGCGUUGCUAAAAAUGCCAGGUAAUAAAGCUCUCUGGUUCAAUGGGCUCUCGUCCCUUUUAGUUCUAUGCUGGCAGUAAAACUCAGCGAAAUCAAGCAUGGGAAUGCGUUUUGAUUUAAACGUGUGUGACGUGAGGUUCCAUGUGGCAUGUGGUUGAUAUCAUUGGUCAAAUUGAGUCGCUGUGCAAGUUUUCAAAAGUGGCUGCUUCGAUAACUGGUUUCUACACCUAAAGCUCCGCUGUUCGUUUCCGCAGUUCUGCCUCCCUCAUCGUUUCCAUUGAUUGUCAACAAAACCACCAGCUACUCGAGUCAUUCUAGUUGGUUUGCCUUCAGUUGUAAUUAAGUUUCAGAAUUUCGUUUUAAAUCAAGACAGUUUUAUCGAACUUGUAGAUUUUUCAAUCUCGUUACAUUUUCGCUGAAUAGCGCUUUGUAGUUGUGAGGAGACUUAAAAGAUUAAUCAAGUUUAGGAUUUCAAAGAUUUUUGAGUAAUUUUUCUCCUAAAGUAUAGACGUGGCACCUUUUUUAGACAGUGGUUCUCCAAGGAUCAAAUACUAUAUUUGAUUGAAGCCUUAAUUCAUUUUCAGGAUCAGUUGAAAGACUCAAUUCAUGGCCGGGAGACUCGCAUGAUUUGCUUUGACUAUCAUCAAAACUGCCGAGGUGGGAAGCUGGACAAGCUAUCGGCGCUGAAGGAAAAGGCGCGACCUUCUCUUGACGAGUUUGGCUUGUUCUUUGCUAGAGGAGAUCACAUUAAAAAGUGUGGUGCUUUUUCUUUGUCUAUUGAUAAUCUUUUUCUCAGUGAAUUCAUAGUUCAAAUAGCAUUUAUCACCCUCCAAAAGUAUCUUGAGUCUUCAAACCUUAAUUUCGUAAUUGAAGUAGUUCUCAGGCUGAAAUGAUCCCGAAAGAAUCACCUCUUUUUCAUUCACCAUAGGGGGUCUUGCUGAAAUCUUUCCGUGCAAAAUAGCUGUUUCCUUCGCGUUUGUCUUUUCCUAAGUACUAUUAGUCAAUUUUACUGUGUCUUCCUCAGGAAACAAAAAGGAGCUGUUCGUACAAACUGUAUCGAUUGCAUAGAUCGUACCAACAGUGUGCAGAGUUAUUUGGGACUUGAGGUAUGUUGAAUUUAACGAUAAAUCUGUAAUUAAACGUUCAGAGAAAUUCAUAUGGUGGAAUUGCUUCUUUAUGUUCUGUUAUUGGUUAAGAAAAGAAAUUUUUUCUCCCUCUCAACCAGUGGAUGCAAAAUAGAAUCGACAGAUGUUGGGCUCUCGCAUUUUCCCGUGUUGUGUUUCUCUUUCUGCUUGACCGUUUAGAUUACAAGUACUUAGGCUUUUCUUCCAGGACAAUCAGUUGCAAAGUGUUCUGAUUUUAAUUUUGGAAUCACUUCACAGUGGGUGUGCAAUUUACACUUGCAAUUUAUAUUCGAGUAUUAGUUUUCAAGGAGUAGUUCAGGUCGCUGUUCACUUGAACGUGGUUGCUAAUUCGUCUGAUGUUUGUGUUAUUAAGCUGUCACGGUCGAACUUUGUUUACUGCAUCUCUCCCAGCCUCUACAAUUUUAGUAGUAGCAAUUAGAAUGACUUGAUCCAACAAGCAAACAGGGAAUGCGCUUUCCUAGUGUUUGUUGUGGUGGAAUCUGGAUGAAAAGAUGAGGGGUGGAGACUAGACCGGCUAAUUGUGUUUGGUUUAAAAUGCUGAAACAAAGACCUUAGGGUCGAUACUUUAGCGUUUGAGCGCGCCAGAAUUAGUUUCAUUCUUCUCCCGGUUGCCCGUCCACACAAAAAAACCUCUCUUCUUAAGUCCUCUUAAGUUAGUUUAGACAAAAAGCGAGGCCCUGUAACACCUAAUAGUUCAACAACGUACUAACAAACUGCGGGAGAAACCUGGUAGAAUGCUUGUAAGGAAAGAGAGGGCAGGGGUUUACUUGCUAUGAAAUUGCAUUCAAGUAGCUUAUGAGCAGGCUAUCAUUAGCAUUGCGCAUGAGCGGCGAAACCCUUAAAAUUCGAAACGAGGAGCGAAACGAGUUUAAACGAAGUUGUGAGGAAUGUGAUGCUUAAAAUCAGUUUUCGUGCCAGACUCCACACAGUCCUCGCUCGCUUCGAAACCUGCGGGCUUCCCGGCUCGUGCCUCUGCACCAAUGAGGGAUAACUCACAGGAAAGCUUUCCAGAAGAGAGGCAUUACUUCCAGACGCCUAAUACUACAGAAAUCGGGAUAAGAUGGGCUGCUAAGCUUGUGUUUAGACUUAAUGUCUUCCUUUUGCAGAUGUUAUCGCAGCAGUUAGAAUUCCUUGGUUUAACAAGCAAACAAGGAAUGCUGUCCAGAUUUCAGGAGGCUUUCCGUACCAUGUGGGCACAAAAUGGCGACCAUAUCAGCCGCAUCUAUCUUGGCACAGGGGCCUUAGAUGGCAAAGCCAAGGUAGAGCGAAUGAUGAACAAGAGAUUAUAAACAUUUUAUAGUCUCUUCAUGAUGAAUUAAUUAAGAAAAAAGAAGGCGGAGAUCAUGGUGACAAAAACAAGGGAAAAAUGAAAUUUUAUUUCGUAUAGUAGGAGAAAGUUAAUGGCUGACAAAUAAACAGUUGAUGUGUUGUAAAUGUACAUGAAAUAGAAGGAUUUAAGCUUGAGUUUUUUUUCAAAAAUUACGAUGAUAACAACGACCAAUCAUAAAAGGUAAAUAUCGCAGGAAGUCAGAAGGUAAUAAUAUAUGCCUGAAGCGCGAAAAACCCCGACUGGUCAACCCAAGAGAUUAUAUUCUCUUACCAGGCCAUAUUUGGUUAGUGUUAUGCAUCUGGUUGGCUGAGUUUUUUUUCUGUCUUCCAAAGGUGAUCAACAAGCUACGAGAUGGUGCACGCUCAGUCCAUAGAACCAUCGUCAACAAUUUCUUGGAUGGAAGCAAACAGGAGGCCAUUGACAUGUUGUUGCUAGGCAACACAUUUGUUGGAGAGUUGGGUGAAAGGGCACGUGCGUUGCUGUAUGCUUCGUUUCUUCAUUGUAAGUCACAUGACCCUACCUGGCAUCCUUGAUGUUCUGUUUCCUGGGUUUGUAUCCAACGAAAAAUCGUGAAAGUUUUACGAAUUAUCGUGAAUUAAAGCGACCGCAUUUUAUCAACGAAAAAAAUGACUAGGUAUACAGGGAUGACACAAGAACAGUGUAACAUAGGAAUGACACGAGAAGUCUGCUUUUUUUUCCUCAAUCAUCCGUAAAGGGUUAACACCCCGGUAAAGUAAUAGAAAGUCCGUUCUUUUGCAUUUGCAUUUCGGUCGGGGAAGUGCCAAGCUGUGCUAAUUACGUGAAAUUUCCAUUCCGUAACUUGCUUUCUCUUUCCCCAGCAUCACCCAUGAUCCUACGGGAGCUGUGCGAUCGCCAUCUUGAAUACACCACGUGGUCCAAUAUACGGGUCUGUGUCGGCACAUGGAAUGUAAACGGAGGGAAACACUUCCGAAGUAUCGCUCACAAACACCAAACAAUGCAUGAUUGGCUGCUAGAUUUUCACGAAACACUUCCGGACAGCGGUUAUUCAGAAAGUGGUGAUGUCAAUUUUAAAGUACCCACAGAUGUUUUUGCUAUAGGCUUUGAGGAGCUGGUUGACUUGAAUGCAUCAAAUAUUGUUUCAACCAGGUAAUUGUUUGGUAAUCUUUUCGAAUGUCUCCUAAAGUCGGUCAUUAUUAAUGAAAUUAUGUUUCCAAAGGGUCUUGAUAUUAGCAGGCAAGUCAAGAAUUUAAAGAAAGCGACGAAACAUUUGAGUUUGUGUGUGCUGGCUGUAAUGCCUGUUACGUCGGUGAAACCUGCCGGCAUUUUUCCUCACGUGUUAGAGAGCACUUAGUCGGUGAUAGGGCCUCUCACAUUUUCAGGCAUUUGAAAGAUUCUCCGCACUGUCGCGCUUUGUGUUCAGCAGAGAACUUCCAUGUUUUAGAUCACGCCUCUACCGGUUUUCAGCUUAAGAUAAAAGAGGCUAUUCAUAUUCAAAGAGAACAACCAUCUUUGAAUCAAUAAUUACACCAUGUAAAUCUAAAACUAUCUUUUUAAUUCUCACACUUGCGUGCUUUACCUCUCUUCUUGUUGUCACUAUUCAUCUUAAUUAGCACAUUUCUACUUUCUAUAUAAUUCAACUUUCAACGCUUUGUAUAGUAAUUAACUGAAGAAACUAACUCAAAAGUUUUGCCGCUUUCUUUAAAUUCUUGACUUGCCUGCUAAUAUCAAGACCCUUUUGAAACAUCAUUCACGACAUAGCAGGAAAGCUGAUCUGCGAAAAUUUGAGAUGAUCUCGAUCAAAUCCUGCAAAGCUGAGUUGGAUUUAAGCUUCGUACGCAACUGUCAAUCUUUCCAAUGUUUUUCAUAAGUUUCUUAGCUUCAAUCUUCGCAACACCAACCGACACGACACUAUCACCAUACGUAAGUAGCUUUUGAAAAGUGCGAUCGCCAAACGCUCCAAGGAACUUCGAAAAUUGAUCCACGCUAGAGAUCAGUUAACUACUCAUGUCCAAAGUGUCCUGAACAGUGUUGACUUUUAUAUUCUUAAAUGGGAAUUACAUCACACCGUUAUUAAAGCAACCGCUCAAUUUAUCAAGACUCACCAGAACAAGCUUUAAAAUCUCACUCGCAACACGUCUCUUCCCUUUACAUCAAAUGAGACUGUCACCAACAUUUCCUCACUCAGUCUCACAUCACAACAACUUAACAUUCUCAAAUUUGGAUUAUCACAUUCCAUCCGUCUACCAAAAAUAUAUGAGUCAGAUGUCUUCACAUGCUUUGAGCUCAUCAACCACACCAUGGCCAAGAACUUGAGAGACACCAAACAAGCAAGAAAACUUGCUUAGGAUCUUUCUCAUUUGGCUUACUCUUAUGUUUCUUUAUACCGUUCCACGACUGCCGACCUCAAGGAACUCAGAGUUCUUAAGGAGCUAAGGAAGAACAAAAACAUUGUCAUUUUAAAACCUGACAAAGGGAACGGAGUUGUUGUACUGGACCGAACAGAUUACGACCAUCAGCUAAUUAAAGAAUGGCUUUAUCCACAGACUGGAAAGAAAUAGAGCAUUAUGACCCACGUAGAGUCAUUUCCGCUAUUUUAAAUAAUGCUAUUUUCUAUUUUUUUUGUAUGACAAUCAUCUCUAUUUAUAUUCUUUAUACUCUCAGUUAUAUUGGAGUCUUAAAUGAUAAAAGGACUCUUAUUUUGAACUUUCACUUAAGAUACUUUUUUUAACAAUUUCAGUUCAAAUCAGCGUAAGGAAUGGGGCGAGGAGCUGCGCCGUAUCGUAUCACGUGAUCAUGCGUAUGUUCUGGUGACAUGUGAGCAGCUGGUUGGUGUUUGUAUGUUUGUGUUUAUUCGGCCUCAUCUGGUCCCAUUCAUCAGGUGAUUAAACUCUUCCAUGUUAUCUUCUAUCCAAGAUGAUUAUAUCAUAGAGGGUGAUUUGUCGAAUUCGCGACGGUUACGAAACGUAAGCAAAAGUUCGUACAGAGUCUUUUCACUUGUUGGGGGGGAAUUGGGUCCUCGAGAAGCAUUUUAUCAUAAUUAAGUUUCAGUAUUGCUUACGUCUUGAUAUCACAAAGACCAAUCCAGAGGGACAAUCUUGGAAGAAAAACAACGAUUACAACCCUUGACGUUUCCGCAUUCAAAAGAAUUCCAUAACGACAGGGCAGAUUAUAUUUUCCAUCCUCCAUCAUGACACCUUAUUUUUACGUAAACGCAGUCUUUCUUGUUGUGAAUAAAGCGCUAACUGAAAGCCAAAAGGAAUCGAGCACGUACUAUGGUUUAUUUCAGAGAUGUGGCUGUCCAUUCUGUGAAAACAGGCCUCGGGGGAAGUGCUGGGAACAAGGGAGGCGUGGCCAUCCGUCUGUUACUUCACGCCACCUCCAUCUGUUUUAUUUGCUCACAUCUGGCUGCCGGUCAGUCGGGUGUGAACGAUAGGAACAGUGACUAUCACGAUAUUACAUCAAGGAUAGCUUUUCCCAUGGUGAGAAAACAUGCAAUAGGAUGUAGUAUGUACCCGGCACACCAUUGUAUUCUGCUUUAUGCGCCCUGAUCGACUUGCUCAGGAGUGAUUGGCAUCUUCGAUUUGCUUCUAAGCCGCCGAAGAGACAAAACUGCGCUUUGGGAGUUAAAUGUUUUACAAUUUUUUGGGAUAUUGGCAGAUAUAAUCUAAAUUUUUGGUUCUUGGGUGUAAACAUUAAAACAGUUAUUUUCCAUAGUGUCGAGAGAAACGCUACACUUACUAAGGUGUUGCCUGGCUUCUGUUGAAGAAUGUCAUAUCAGUUUCCUUUUAGCCAGCGGUAGUCGUGCGAAAGGAUUUGGCGGAAGCGAGCAAAGAACAGUGGCAGCUCGUUCUUUUUUUUCCUCUCUUGUGUCUUAAGCCUUUGUGCGGUUUUUUUUCACUCGCUUAUCUCUUGAUAAGGCUAAAGAAGUGGCUGAAAUGACUGCUUUACAGGCACCACUUUUUCAAAAAAAAGUUGUAGUUUCUACUAAGCAUUAUUUUAUUUAUUUUCAAGUAACAGAGACCUUUUGUUAUGUUAUGUUAAUUUCUUUUCAUUUUUGUUGACAAUCAUCAGUAUCCUUGGUUAUCCCCUUAAGUCAUUUUAUCGCUUGAUUCCAGGUCCAGAGGUUCAUUUUGUCAUUUGUCAUGUUGAUUAUUCCCAAAAAGUCGAACUAAUUUGCACGUUAUCUAUGAAUGAAGAGUCUGUUUUUCCAAAUCUUUAGCGAAGUAUUUCAAGAUGCACUCUAUACAAUUGUGUUGUUACAUGGUCCUCCUAGGGUCGCAGCUUGACCUCACAUGACUAUGUAUUCUGGUGUGGAGAUUUCAACUAUCGCAUUGAUAUGCCAAUAGACGAAGUGAAAGAACUGAUUAAAAACAAACAAUGGGAAGAACUUUUAAAGGAAGAUCAACUUAUCAAACAAAGGAAUGAACACAAGGUAAACUAUGUGCCAACUCUAAAAUGGUACGGAAACUUAACUGAUUAUCUAUUCCAGAAAAGGUCCAUAUUGUCUAACUUCAGUUUGCCCCUCGGAACGAUAGAAAUUUCCGCCCAAUCGCACUUCUGGUUCAGUUCGUUAUCGCGCAUGUGCAAAUAACUGACAUCACAAGUAAUCGUUGUGACAACUUUACUCUAUUCUCUCGUCAUUUCUUUCAGUGAUUAUAUUUUGUUUAUUUGUAAGGUCUUCUGCGCCUUUCAUGAAGGAAAAAUUGCGUUUGCUCCAACUUACAAGUACGACUUAUUUUCUGACGACUACGAUACAAGCGAGAAGAUGCGUAUUCCUGCCUGGACCGACCGCGUACUUUGGAGACGGAGAAAGCCUCGGUACAAGUCAACCACAUUAGUACGUAAACAUGUGUCUGCGCAGCAGAAUCAAUUGGAACGGGGGUAUGAAUCACUCCUGAUGGGAGGGGGGGACGGGGAAGAUGAUGAUAGCAACGAUGAGGAUGAGGCAGACAAAGGAGACGAGAAAGGCGAAAUUAAGCAUCAGGAUGAAAAUGAAGGUGAAAAAUAAUGCAGACGACAAGUCACACUCUCUUUUGACAGCUAGCAGCUGAAUACAAAGCCAUGUGCUUUAGCUCCUAGACAAAAAUACUCGACCGGUCAUUUCUUCAAUAAAUGAUUCGCUCUGACUCGAAAUUUUCAGCGCUUAUAAUUCGGAUUGUGUCCUUUCUUGCUGGGGUAUUAAAUCUUUUUAUCCUGUGACAACUUUUUAUUGAUGGUCACCACUGUGAAGGAGAGUCUAUCAUGAUAGUGUCAAAAUUAUUUUGGGCCGUAAACUCCUUGAACGAGUUUAAAUUGCCAUGAAAAUUCAUGAAGUACACACACUGGAUAGUCUUUAAGUCACCAAUUGAUCAUUAUUCCCCCUACAUAUUUUUUUGAUUCUGUUACAAGUGUAGAUCUCAUUUUUUCGCUUUGUUGACAUAUUACUGGAAUAGAGAGAUCUAUACUGUCUUCCCGUAAUUAAUUGUUUUCCUAAUUGCCUUUUUUUUCCCUUUUAGACAAGAAAGGCGAUAAGGCACAUGAAAGGGGAGGAAUUAAUUUCUCUGCGGGAAAAGUUUUAUACUACGGCCGGGCUGAGUUGAAAACCUCAGAUCACAGGUACAUAUAUUGUCCUUUAAAUGGAGCAGGUAGCUUAAAGAGAGAAUUUUCUCAUCUUUACUGGCUAUGUGGGAUCAGCGAUUAUUUAACAAAAUUGUUGGGGUCUUUGUGUUUUUUUUUUCCAGUUAUUUGGCUUAACUUCUCAUGUUUAGGCAUAUAAGGAAAAGCAAAACGUGAUACAUAGUUGUAUAAGACAUGUUGUUAAAAACAGGAUUUUACGCUCAUACUAAAUUAUGAUGACAUUUGUGCCCACUGCAAGUUUACGUUAAUACUCUUCCACAAAACGUGAUACAUAGUUGUAUAAGACAUGUUGUUAAAAACAGGAUUUUACGCUCAUACUAAAUUAUGAUGACAUUUGUGCCCACUGCAAGUUUACGUUAAUACUCUUCCACAGGCCAGUUGUUGCCCUCGUAGAGAUUGAGAUACAGCAGGUUGAUUGGAAGAAACAGUGUGACGUACAUGACCAUGUCAUGAGAGCAAUGGGUCCUGCUGACCCUACUAUUGUGGUUACGAGUGACGAAGCAGCUGAAGAGGAUGCUGGGAUUGAUGUGUCGGAGCUUCUUGAUGCCGUGGAGCCUUAUGGGACGGUUGUAUUAGUGAGGUGAGAAUGAAAUUACCCAGUUACUGACGACAAUGGUAAGGUAACGCCACGUUUCUGUCUAAAAAAAGAAAUUACUAUAUUAACAGAUAUUACAAAAUUGGCGUUAUACUUAUUCAUUCUGCCGGCGCUUUUCAAGGAAAUAUUGAAAAUUUUAUAAGCCGUAGCGAACUGGUUACAGGAAAACUUACGGUUACUUCCCACCUUCAAAGGCCGAAAAAUAAACUUUUUCUUUUAUUUGGCUAAACUGAAUUCAACAUUUUACCUAAGGUUUCCAAAAGAAAAAAUUAUUAAAUCUCCAAAAGCAUCUGAGUUCCUUUGAAAAACUUAUUUUCAGAUAAAGGUUGUCAAAUUAGGAAGAUGUCGUAAUCUCGUACCUGGGCGAACCCCCUGGGGGAAUUUUCGAAUUUCUAGGGUAUUUAGAUUUGGUCGAUUUUCGUCAAAUUUCGCUAAAACAUUCCAGGAAUAAUUACAAACGAAAGUGCGUCGAGAAAUUUUGAUAUUUGAAACAUUUGUCCAGUGGCGUCCAUUUAUGCAACACGCUUCGCAUAUUUUUAGCUACUGUAACUUAAGAUGUCGAUAUCUAGACAACCAUUCAGAAAAUCUAACAAGCCUGACAGCACCAUUGUUGAUUGAUUCCUUGUGAUACGACUGUGCAGCCACUUUGCUUUUGCUGCGGCAUCUGAUACCCGAUAAAUUCAAUAGAGGAACCCUCGGUCGUUUCACGCUUAAUCGGCUCCUGACACUUCCUAAAAGGAAAACUCGCUUAAAUCAUAUCUUUAUCGUAAACUGCAUUUAUUAAGUCUUCUUCUGAUGUAUAGUUUGCUAGGAUUUUAGUGAAACUAGCGCGGGUACGAAUAUUUGUUGCCGAAGGACACCCGCGGAGGUUGGAAGUAACCUUAACAAGGACUUACUUAUUAACUGGCUACUGCCAUUGGCCUGUAGCAACGACUAGUGAGCACCAUCAAACUUAUUUUUUUGGCUGUUAGUGGUUUUAACCCGAGAGUAACAGCGUAUGGUGUUAUGUGAUCUUGUGGGCAAGGGUGUUGUACUGAAAAGGACUUUUCAGAGAAAAAGGAUUGAUGUCUCAACAACCUCAUCGGAAGUUGUCACAUCAGUGGACUCAGAGAUGAUUCACGCUCAGGUUGUCAAAGCAUCAGACUCCGUUGCCGAGUAAAGUCGUUCUCAGGAAUACCUCACCCGGACGGUCAGACCAGUCGACUUACUAUGAUUAUUGUUCGCACAAGCAUUUAAGUCACAGGAAGAACACAAACAAAUGAAAUUUGUCGUCCAGGAAAAUUUCCUGUGAAGCUUUGUAGAAGAAAACCUUCUCGUGUUAAAGGGGCUCUCGAUGUAGCCGUUUGGUGUGUAUUUUUCAGGGUGGUCGAUGACGAAAUCUUUUUGACUAUGGAUGAUGGGCGGAACGCUUUGAAAGCUUUGGAGCUUGACGGAAAAGAGGUAAAGAUUUGGUAAAUGUGGAAUUGUGCCUGAAGUAUGGGCACAUAGGGGCGCUGGGUCUUACAGCAGCUUCUUAAAGAAUUUUGGGGCGCAAAGACAAAAGCUUCCAUUUUGCACGAAAAUAUACUCGUAUGUUCGUUCAAAACUGCGAAAGCAAAGCUCAAGGAAAACUAUGAUCGUUAAGGAAAAGAUAGCGUCCAAACGACAAAUGUAUAGGAGUGCAUUUCCGCGUUAAUCUUGGCAUCUCGUGUCUAGUAUUAUGCAGACUGAUUCAGAGCUACUUAAGACGGUUUUGUAAGAGUUCCCGUCAUCGUACAUGAAAAAAGAACCCCUCAACUUGUUCACUUGUUUCGCAGUUUGACAAGUUGAAUGCAUGUUCACUAAAUGACGCACUUACGAUUUUGUUUUCGCAGAUAUCUGGUAAAACAGUGCAAGUUUGUCUUAAAUCUGAAUCACUCUUAUCCAAAACGGACCUUACAGUUCAAAACCUUGUCUCCCACGAGUCCUCAUUCAGUGGCAACUCUGAAGAUUACAGAAAUUUUACGUUAAAUCCUGUCAGAGGUCGGGCGCUGUCAGAUCUGUUGUCGUCCUCCUCAGAAAAGCAGUCAGUGGACUUACCUGUCCUGGAACCAAUCAGGAUUCAUUCAACAGAAGCUUUGGAUGAUGAAAAUUCCGAGAGUGAACCGGAAGACGAAGGAAAUUAUGCGGUAAAUUAUGAUAGUGACGAUGAUAGCGAACCCGAAGCAGACCGUGAAAUGAAGAAGACCGGCAACGAAUGCUGUGGUAAGGAACUUACUACUGUUUAGUCAUGCAGCUUUAUGUUACAAUCUGCCUUUGUGGCAGGGAGGUUUUAUCGGAAAGUCUUCGCUGCCACAGAAUUUUGCCUAGACAUUUUUCAUUCGAUGAAAAUGAGACUGCGAGCACCAAACCUGUUUCAAGUUUUAAACGAGAUACUAAGGCAAUAAUUCCCCUCAGAAAUUCAAGUAUCGUUUGACUUCAGGAGAGCAUGAUAGUGGGUUGAAUCAUUUUAUUGGUGGUACUUAUGCCCGUUUCGUGGCAAGAACUUUUUUCGCUAUUACGUUGAUAUUGGAAACUGUCGUUUCCAUCAGACCGACAGUAGCGAUUUUUUUAUGAAAUCCCGCCAUGAUCCUGGUUCGUGCCUGAAAACUUUCUUAAUAGUGGAAAAUCUUCCACUUACAACUGCUUCACCUAAACCAAAACGCCUCUUUUGUUUAAUAGACGAAGGCCCUAAACGUGACGACAAUCAAAAGCCUGGACCUAAACGGCCACCACCACCUAGGCCAGUGCCUGCGAGACCCAAACCUCCAGUAAAAGCCUUAGCUCAGGUCAACAAAGUCGAGGAGAUCCUUGUAGCUUCUGCACCUGUUGACGCCGGCCAAUCUGUGGCAGGUGGGGCCCUUGAUGACUUUGAUCCCUUGGUGAAGGAAUCUGUAAAACCUUCAAAACCCAGCAGACCUGCGCCGCCAAAACGACCAGCCCCUCCGAAAAGGGCCAUUGGUGGCCCUAAAGCGCCUCUCUCUGAGGCCCUUCCGGAGGGUCCUAAACCCAAGCCUAAGCCUAAAGUGGACGUCAUUCAUGCAUCCGCCAAGAAAGGCAAACAGGUACUCAGCUGGGCGUACUCUGAUUUGUAACUCUCUAUUCCACUUGACAUACAUGACCUUUUAAAUCGGCAAGAAGAAGAUGGUACUGCUUAAAGAAAACGACCUUCAGCUUAUAAGUUUGUGUAUUCCCCUAAGUUGCUUGCUCGAUAAUGUUUUGAUAUUUUAGAGAGACGCUUAUUGUUCCAAGUUAGACACUUGGAAAAAUGAGCGUUAAUCAAACUGCACUGUUACUUAGUGGAGUUGCAUGAUUUUGUUUGUAUAACUAAUAACAUAAUAUAUAUCCCAAACCAUACCAAUGCCUCUAUUUUCCUUCAGUUACUGAACUUUGUUGCCGACCAUAACAGCUGACUCAGUGACUUGCACCAUUUGGUUGCUGUUAUUAAUUUCCUUUGUAAUUUUACUCUUUAGAGAUGGAUUAUUUUGACAUGUAGGUUGCUUAUUUUCUGCCAGUCCUAUGUGUCAAUGCACCCUGUAUACAUAAAAGAACAGAGUUGUACGAUGGAUGAAUGAUUUUAUUGUCGGCCGCCAUUUUGAGGGAGGCUUCAUUAGUCUGUUUAUCAGCUGACAUAAUGACUUAACGUUUAUUUUCAAGGGUCCUGGUAUUGGUGUUCCAUUUAAUGUUCAACAUGUGGCUCACAUUGGCGCUGAUAACGUGCAGGCUUUGUUGCUUGCAGCCAAAGAUGAUCCUAAACUACUGCCAUCAUUUUUGCUGCCUGAUGGUGUUACCAGUGAAAAAGAGGACGGUAAGAACUCGGUUGAAAAAGCCGAAACAAAAACAGGUGUUUCAAUUAGGCUAAGUAGGGGGCAGACAGAAAUGAAGAAGGCUGAGCUUCGAAAAAGUGUGACGGGCCAGCGGUUUUGUCCUUUCCAUUCUUCCUGUUGUUCCUAACCCCCAUAAAACCGCCAGAGUUGCCGGCCAGUGAAGAUAGAUCAUAAAUAUACAUGCUUGCUUAAGAAAAGUCGGUGUUAGACUAUGUAUAUUUCGGGCCGAAGUAAUUUUCUAACGCUUCCUUGUCUUCGUCUAGCGUUACGUGAUCGCCGGGAAGAGAGUUAAAUAUUCUUUUGAACGCGGGACCAAGGCAGUGCUAGAGAACCGAUCGCUGGAUAGGGUGUCGUCCUUUUCUGUUUCUUCAGUGGCAAGGGCAUAGAGGUCGAACGCAUUGAGUAAUAGGAAGUUUCCUGACAGUGGUAACGCCAUGUAGCGCUACGUAACGCUACGUAACGCAAUACAUUAAACUUUCUUUUUCAGAUGGAAAAGGCGAAAAUGGUCAACCUUUAACACAGCAGACGUCACAUGACGAAGAUAAAAGUUCAGAUUUGGUUCUCCCUGGUUCAAACACACAUCGUGCUACGGCUGAUAACGAAGAUGAGCUAAUUAAAAGGGCUUCAUCUCUUUCCAAACCAACUCCUAUGCCCAGGCCUCGUUCAAUUGUAUUUGAAAAAGACCCUAAAAAUGAUAUCAGAGUCGAAGAGACAGCAGUGAAACCGGUAGCACCUCCGCGGACAAAAACCAAGUCGUUAGGAGUGACAGUCACUGAAAGUAAUCAACCUGCCAUGAAAGUACCUAAACCGGAACCUCCUCAGAGACGGGACCUUAUCCCUUCUCCACCUUUGAAACCCAAACGUAAACCGGUCUUCAAUGAACUUCCAAAUGAACAGAAAAAUUAUCUUUGACAGCAACUCAUCUAAAAUGACUUAUAUGUCCAGCGAAAACAUUAGUUUUACUGCGCCAGACUUCCAAGUAGGUGUGUCUGCGGAAGACUCUUCUGAAGAACCUUUCUUGAAGGUUGACGCCAAGGGAGCUCCACCUCCGAUCCCCCGCAGAGUUGAUUUGGAAUAGGUUUUUUAACUGCAAUGUGCAGUACCUCUUAUGGAAUCAAUGAACAUAUUUUUGAUGUUGUUUUAUUUUGAAGAAGUUAAGGGAACUCGAGAGGGAGCCAAAGGGGAUAUGGUAGUAAUCCGAGAAAAAUGAAAAAUUUUGGGGUACGAUUUAGCAUGAAAAUGAUGACCUUCCCUCUCUUUGGAUAUCAACAACGUAAAGAUGAGGCUAAGAGUUGAACCAUUACUUUAGACAAAAGUACUUUCUUCCAACCUCAACUCUAAAUACUUCUUUCACGUAUGCGCUCUCAAACACGAAGCGCUUGUAACAAUAAUGCGUCGGUCAGUUCGGAGCUUCAACAUCCCCCCCAGACAUUUGAACUUUUCAAGUUUGGUUUGGUCAAAUUCCCGCGCCCUUCCCUCCGGAGAAGGAAUUGUGUUCAAAUGCCCCACCCAAUUUUUUCUAAAAGGCAAAAUCAGCGACCGUGGCUUUCUAACCAUAAACCAAUCUUUAAAACCUGGAUUGUGGAGAUCUUUUCCUCUGAACCAUAGUUUUGAACUAUUCACCUUUAUCACCUCCAUAUCUCCAUAUUUAAAGAUAUAAUACUUGUAUUCCGCUGGAAUUACUAGACACUUUUGGUUCAAAUUCCCUACCCCUGCCAGGCAAGUUUCAAAUUCACCACCCUUGGGCACGGGGGGGCGAGAAAGGUCAAGCCAAGAUUGACUGGCGCAUAAUGAGCUUAAGCAUAAUAUGUACUUUUAAAACAGACGAAGAAGGUUAAUUAAAGAACGUGUGAGUGACAAAUGACGGUUGCGCUUGCCAGGCAAGUGGUUUUUGUUGGCCUGACUCCCAUUCCCACGGUUUUUCGCGUGCCCGCUUCUAUCACCCGUUUCAACUCGCCGAGAAUCUGGAACAAGCUAGAAUUAGACUGACAGAAUAAUGUCUUCUU
This is a messenger RNA of Pocillopora meandrina, 24514 nucleotides long. The record is from the annotation of a GenBank genome assembly. NCBI's taxonomy places the organism in Eukaryota, Metazoa, Cnidaria, Anthozoa, Scleractinia, Pocilloporidae.